Molecule: messenger RNA, 552 nt
Organism: Adelges cooleyi (spruce gall adelgid)
Lineage: Eukaryota; Metazoa; Arthropoda; Insecta; Hemiptera; Adelgidae
Exons: 5
Coding region: 70-552 (160 amino acids)
Source: RefSeq, a predicted model, not a curated record
UUCUAGAAGUACUGAAAACAGUAAAAUUGUUAGUACACCCGAAUUAAACCGUAAACUAUAACAGUUGAUAUGAUACACAUUAAAAUUAUUCUUUUGAUUAGUCUGGCAGCAUUCGUGGCGUGUGGUGGCGGCAGUGAUGAACUACCUAAAAAUGACGGUAAACCAAUAAGCGAAGAAGUAUUCGACGAAGUAGAAGUGGAUGCAGCAUUGGGUCGAGUAUUGCAUAAAAUGAAAAGUAUUUUAAAAGAUAAAGAAGAAUCACAGACCCUUACGCAGUUACAACAACCAUUAUCAAUUGAUACAAACUCUCAAGAACGAAACAAGAGAACACACGGAGUUGGUAGUAGUGGAGUAGGCUCAUCCUCGUCUAACCAACCAUACACCAGGACGGUUAAUGUUGGUGGUAAAACAACUUAUCAGGAAAGAUACCAUGGUUAUAUAGGUGAAAUUAACCAACAUGUAGAUGGUAAACGCCUAACAGUUAAAGGCGAUACACUCUACAUCGACCAGAAAGUAGUCCAGGAGUUAAUGCAACGGAGAGGCCAUUACUAA